AUGACUGCUCAAAAGCCAUGCUUUCCUUCUAUUGCCACUACCAUUUCUGCAUUAGGUAUUAUUUUGUACUGCGUUGGGUUUUUAAGAGUCGAAUUGGAGCUGAAGAAUCAGAGGGAGAGAUUGCAUGCACUUGAAAACAUCCCGGAGACAGAGCCGCCAUCAAGCGAUCAAAACAUCGCCAAGUUCAUCAAGGUUGCUCGUGGUACGUAUUUUUCAACGUGUUCUAAUACUGUUUUGAAUUUCAUGCCGUCUGAAAUCGUUCUUCCCAUCCCUUUAAGAACAUUUCAGGGUACGCAAUUGCGCUCGACAUUAUCACCAGCGAUGCAGUAAAUCCGUCAAAGAAUAUGACAGAAAUGACUUCUUCUGUUUGUCAGAGGCAAACAAAUUAAGUAGGUCAUUCUGUGGGUCUCUAAACACGGUGCAUUUAUAUAAAGGGGAAGAACUUUUUGUUGCCUUAACUAAACCAGCAUUUCAAAGAGAAGACUUCUCAAAGCCAUUACGCUUCUUUUUCUACCAAACCAUCUCAACAUUAGCUAUCGUUUUAUAUUGCGCUGGGUUUCAAAGAGAGUUGAACAAUCACGAGAAGAGAUUUAAUAUUUAACAAGAUGCCCUUCGACCGUCGCGGAAAAUAUUAUUUGUUUCCACAUGAAGUCACAAAAUCAAAAAUAAAGCAUCGAUCCUCCUGAGUUUUUAAUUUCAUGAAGAUUAGAGCAGCUGAAAACUUACAAUUUUACAAAUUUUCCUUUCGAAAGGUUUCUUCGUUCUUUGCUAGAGUACGCUUAAAUUUCCAAACUUUUGCGUGACACGGUAUUUACGUGGCGGCCAAUGCAAGACAGCUCACUGUCAGCUGUCAUGUAAGUUGAAAUGGUGAAUUACUUUGGAGGAUUUUGCGAUCCGAACACUAAUUGUAUUAUAGGUAAGUAUUGUUUUGAAGUUUAUGAGUCGGUGACAGAUGUUUCUGUUGGGUUUGCGGCCGCCAUGUUGGUGCUCCUCAGAGGGACAAAGCUUUAUAAAUUUAGGUAAGACAUUUCUCUGAAAAUCUCGUAUAUGAAAAAUUGAGCCGACCAUAUUCCAUCCUCGGAUUGGUGCCAGAAAAAAUCAGAAUUCAGAACGGCGGCGACUGUGUGGAACUUGUCUGGUAAGACAUUGUCCCCAGGGGCUCUUCUCGCCGUUCUUUACUUUUCUUCGUGCCAUAUUUUUCUAGCCUGAAUUUCAUCCGAUUACUUCGAGUCGUUAUUACUCCCUCAGUAACGUCUGAAUCGACCGGCCGUUAAUGCCGUCCAGUGACGUCACUACUCCUUGACCUUUGCUUUAAUUCAUGCAAAAAGUACAACACGAUUUUCAAGUGGCAAACCGAGAAAUAUCGUUUGUAAAUGUCUGCAUGAUACAGAAAUGCAUUAUUUUCAAUCGUAAUUCAUGUUUAACGUUCAAACUAUCAACUGCAUGCAGUACAACUCUGAACCGGUUGUACUAAAUUCUAUAACAAACUCGGUCGCAAUCACGCAAUAAAAUAAACACACACACGGAACACUUAGUUCAAAAACACAAUGAAUCGCUUUAACUGAAAAGAAGCUAUUUGGUCCCUAACGAAGAAAAAAAAACAAGGAGACAAAGACAUAAAAGCUAAGAGAAUCAUUACACUUGACGGUAAAAAUAGCAAGAAGGUCGAAUUAUAACAUUGAUCUCAGAAAACUUCGCGUAAACAAAAUCACUGGCCGCCGAAAUCACAAAGCGGCUCUAAAUGAAAAACCUACCGACUCUCCGCGAUGAUUCUUCAUUCGCAGUUCAAUUUAGCAUUUCAGUUUCGAAGACAAGGGCAAUUUUGCUGUUUAAGAUAAAGAUUAAGCUUAUCGAAAUGUUUGAACUAAACGAAAGAAUACCAGGGAUGCUAUCCGCUGAAUAUCAAGCGACAAUCCCGCUAAAAUUUUUCAUAAUUAUACAUAAUUAUGCAAAUAUUUAGGCAAUCAACCAAUCAAAAUCACUACCCGGUUUUCGGGUAGUGAGUGACGUCACUGGACGGCAUUAACGGCCGGUCGAUUCAGACGUUGUUGAGAGGAGAAAACGACUCGAAGCAAUCGGAUGAAUUUCAGGCUAAUAUUUUUCCGCCCGUUUAGACUUUCCCUUGCCCCCACUCUCUGCCCCUGGGUCUCCGAUGAUGACCAUAUUCUUGACGAUUUACCUUCUUUUAUUUGCCAGAUUCUGGACAUAAUCUUCUAUCAAAAGUGCUAGCAGUAUAUAUUCUUUUGCCACAACCCAAAAUUACAAUCAUGGUGUAGAAAGUAGUUCUUUCAAAAUAAACAUUCACAAGGGAAUUUGAGCAAUCAGGAUAAUAAUGUAAACAGAAACUUUUGGAUCGCCAAAUAAAUACCAAAACUAUCUAAACAGAAUAAACCUUGUCUGCUCCCAUAUGGCAAGCAAAACCAAACGUCGACGUGCUUGAGCCCCUUUCUUUACGCAGGAAGCUAAAAUAAUUAAUACCGCGUCUUCCUUUCAUACAACAGAAGGCUAAUCUCACAUAAGGCGAGAAAUGUUUUAUUGCUUCAACUGUACAACUCUAUAUUCCCCCCCGGGGGGGGGGGGUACUUGGGUUAAUUUUUUGCUGGGUAUGUGCUGCUGGCCUCUCGUGACCCCUACCCCAUCACUGUCUAUUCUGUGGCCAUAUAACAGGCCCCAUCUUAUAGACACUUUAGGAAAAAGUCAUUUUCGCAAUCCCAACUUGGUCAGUUUCUGUUUAUCGAUCUACCUUAUAAUGCCAAUAACUUCGCGUAACAUGGUCAUCCUGAAAUUAACUGACACAUUUUUGAACUUAAUGUGGUGUAAAUUUUUCUAUUUUUAAAUCCCUACAUACCUGAAUUUUCUGACCCCAAAAUCCUGAAAAUGUACGACCCCAGUCUAGUGCCUCUUACAAAAAUGCAACCCCAAAAUAGUCAAUCCAGUCGUGAAAAUCCAGCGGCACAUCCCCAUUAGCCUAACAGUAGGAAGUACCGCCCCCCCCCCCCCCUCCUCCAAAGGUAUAUUUCGAACAAUCGACUGAAAAUUGGGAUGAUUCGUGUGGUUCAGUAUUUUGAAAUUUUUGCUUUCCCUAUAGCAUAAUAUCAAAACAUUCUUUGCCUCAGUUUUGAUCGUCAAUCGUUGUUUUAAAAUAAAAAAGAACGUGUAAUAGAACGGAAGAGCGGAAUCGAGCAAGACCAAGAAAUUGCAUGCGUAAUUGCCAUAAGGAUAUCUAUCACUGUCGAGGCGAUCUCCCUCAGGCUUCCCACUUAGUAAUAGCCCUGAGUUAGCUAGAAGGAUCAAUUUUUGUUUAGUUUAUUAUGAAUAGUUAAAACGUCGUUUACUUCCUCCUUUCUGCCUUUACUCUAAAAAGUUUUUUUUUUCUUUAUUUUCUUGGUACAGUUGAAUAUAGGGAAUUUUACAGCAAUAUGAUCAUAGCCACCUCCCGAGUUGAGGGUUGCAGUAGAGUGUCAGUUUAACAAGUCAAUGCAAAAGGAAAACAAAGCAGCAGAAAAAUAGCUGGCUUAAGGAGAAAAAAAUUUGAAGUGUCAGCAAUGUAUACCUUAUUAUAGGAAAUUAACACUUCGUGAAAUUAUAACUAACUUCAAAAAUUCGCGUUGAUAUAAGUCGCGUUAAUUUUUGUAAACUUUUAAUUUCGGAGCAUUAACAACGUAGCGCGUGAAUGACGUCAAAGUAACUAAUUUGCAAGUUUUGCCUGAGUUUUGUCAUUUUAAUGACAAAAGUCAGACAAAAGUGAGGAAUUCGUUAAUGUUAAUUUCAGUUUGUUUAUCUGAGUUUCGGGUCUAUCAAAAGUAACUACGCACAGCGCUAUUAAGUGGAGCGUUAAUUUCCGCGACCUUAAUUUCCAUUAUUCUGACCUCAAGUUCUCAAUACACUUUCGACAUUCUUGACACCAAGGGGAGGGGCAAUUUAAGGGUGGUAAGAUCAGCCAGGACCAUUGAAACUAUGAAGAACCGUUGAAGUGGCCAGAUUUCUUCGCAUGACCCCCUUCGUACGUUUAGGGAAAGUACCACGAACAAAGUUUCCGUUUCAGAUUAUAAACAAUAAUUUGAUGAGGUUUUUGUGAUAUCCAGAAUAAUCAAGGUCGAGGUAGGAGUUAUCGGCUGAGGCUGAUAACCCUUACUGAGACCUUGAUUAUUCUGGAUAUCACAAAAACUGAAUCUAGUAAUUGCUUUAUUAUACAUUGAAAGAUUUCUUUCUUUCUCGUUUCGACAUAAAAUGUAUGUUUUCAAAGUUUGGUCAACUCUUUCUUUUCCUCAGGUUCCUCAGUUUUUUCUCUUUCACGUAAUCAGCAAACAGCUCCUUAGCCACCUUUUUGCGUUUUGUGUGUCCUUGUCUUCAACUAUUUUUUCGAUGACCUGCUCGGUCAAUGAAGCAAACCUAGAAGUUAUGUUUUUGCUUCUUCACAGACGGCAAGCAACACAAAGCGCGCGAACUUGACAUGAUUACCCUUAGAAAUCAUGCACCGCGGUCAUACAUGACAUGAUUAACCGUGACCUUGAAUGUCCUUGACAUGAUUAUUGUAUAAUCUGCAGCUAGAUGACGUCCCAGGUGCUGAUUUCGAAAAUUCACUGUACGCUUUCGGCCAAUCAGAAAAGAGAUAGUGAGUUCAAUGUAUAAUAAUACGUUUAACUUUGAUUCAACAAGUUUUGUUUCUUUGUGGACACCGCGCUAAUUUUUGUAUCUUCAUUUUGGACUGUUACCCCUCUCCUCCUUUAUUCGAAAGUCGUUUUACAUUAAUCUCGCAUUAAUUAAAGUCGUGUUUAUUUCCAAUACCUUAAUUUUAUGGAGCGUUAAUUUCCUAUAAGGCAGGUAUGCUCAAUCUAUGUUUGUUACUUACCUUUUCAUUGAGAGACAUUGUUUUGAGUUCCCAUUUCGCUGAUUUACGUUCUAUGCACGCAACGCAACUAAACAAGUUAUGAUUUUCUUGUUUUAUUAUCUUUUAAAAGACUUUGACUCCUAUCAACAUGGUAGGGGGAGGCGUCAGGCAAAUUUGGCCAAUACCACUAGGAAAGAUACAGCCACAGUAGAUGUGAUGAGUAAAAUCAACAAACUGCUAACAGAAGGGAGACUGCAGCUCUGUCAAUCAAAGGGUGACAAUUGUCUGUCAGGUUCCCCAGGCCCUCCCGGUCCACCUGGUCAGAGAGGAGAGAAGGGAGACCGAGGACGAAAAGGGAAGAGAGGAGCACACGGAAACAAAGGAGAUAGAGGUAUUAUGGGAGCACCAGGUAAGAGCGGCAAGCAGGGAAUCAUGGGAACUGUAGGACCAAAAGGCGAUCCUGCACUCAAAGGCCAAAAAGGAGACACAGGGUCCGCUGGAAUGCCGGGAACCAAAGGAGAGCCUGGUGAAUCGAUUUCAGCUCCUGUUGUUGCUGUUUCACCGACAAACCUGACAGUAAACGAAAGUGAAACAGCUUCAUUUCAGUGUUCAGUCAGCGGUAAUCCUGAGCCUGCAGUAGUGUGGAGUAAAAGGGGUAACCUUUCCGAAGUAAACACGUCAGCGGUUUCGAGAGGGAGAUUGCUAUUAAAGAAUGUAAAAGCAAGACACUCUGGAGAAUACCAGUGCUCGGCAACAAACAUCCUGGGACAUGCGCAAACACUAGUGCAGCUUGUUGUAAAUGGUGAGCCGUUUGUGAAACAUUAAGCGCCUACCAUUUGUAUAAAAAAAACGAUAAUUCCGGUGAGAUUUCGGAUGUGGUAAUUGUUUUCAGAAAAAAGGACGGUACCAGUAUCGGGUUAUUUUCCUCUUGUGAUAAAGUAAAAAAUUUAGUGGAGGGGUAUUUCGUUAAUGAAUGUACACUUCCAUCCCAUUCCUUUUUUCGCGUUUUUAAAUCGAGAUUUUAUAUUUUAUUGUUACAUAAUUUCCUCGAAUCAAACAGUAAAGCCUGAGUUAGUAAUAAAAAACAGCUUGCUAAAGUAAACAGCACUAGUAACACGACUUGCAACGUUAACUUGGAACAUAAAAAGUUUAUAGGCGAAUAAUUUAUCAGUUAGUGACACAAGCUAUUAGGAAAUAAAAAAUCCUGGUUUUCCCAAGAGGAGUCGAAACUGUAACUCCAAAUGUAAGUCUAGAUGUUCUAUUACUAAGCAUCGUCGUCUCAGAAAAAUUGAGGAAAGGUGCGCCCUUUAGUAGUCCUUCUAAAUUUGACCUUCAGAAUUAUUUCAUUCUGUUUUGUUUGUGUGUGUACCUAUUCAUAUUUAUUAGACUUUUAUUGGUUAUCACAUAAUAUAAUUUGGCCUAAUGUUUAUUAGUUGGCACCUAUUAUUUAACAAUUAAUGAAUGAGGCUGAGUAUCCUCCGAGAUCUCCAUAAUUCUUCAUAUGAUACGAUAGCCGAAUUCAAUAAAUGUUUUAUUACUCCUUCAAAAUAAUUUCUAGUUUAAAAACAUGCUUACCUCCAUCGAUCCAUCGAUGUUAAGUUCAUCUUCGAUAGUGCACGUUUAGGGUUGUUCAGCUCCGCAAAUAUUCUCUAAAUAACAGAUGUCGCCCUUCGAGUUGUCCUCUUGCUGUUCUUGCCAUAUUUUUAGCUAUUUUUUCGCCUAGUUCUUACUCUUGAAACGAGUGAAAUGUCCGCCAUUUUUCAAGUUCACAACCAAAACAACUCAACCUCGUCCCCAGCCUGCAAGAACGCUGCCUUUUUUACGUCGUUUCCUCGCUAAACACAAAAUUCUUCCAAAUUUGGCCAUCAGUAACUGGUUACGGUGAAUUAAACGUGCGCUUUUAGCCAAUCAAAAUGGAGGAAAUAUUUUGAAUGAAUACUAAUAUGUUUUAUUAGUUGGCAUUCAAAGUAUUUUAUCCUUGUUUUAAAUUUUAUUUUUUGUUUGUUUGUUUGUUUUUUAACACAUUACAACAGAUUGAACGACAAUGAUGUGAACUGCGGAAAUACACAUUUAAAUUAAGAUAUGAUCACCACAGUGGUAAUUGCAAUUUAAGCUAUUGCAAAUUUACUCGAAAAAAAAAUGCGGGACUUCAACGAUACUUAAAAAAGAGUAAAAUAAAUAUCAAACUAAGGAUAAAAUUGAGAGGCAACAAUGACAUGUUGAUUUUGUUUUAUUUCUGCAGUUCCUCCUCGAGUUUCUCUUCAUCCAGGGCCUCAUUACGCCAUUGAAGGCAGCAAUUUCACUUUUCCAACAUGUCACGUGACUGGUUAUCCGACACCAGAGGUCAUUUGGAGAAGGGUAACAGGGCAGUUACCACGGGAAAGGGUGAAAUACAAUAACAGUAAUUUGCAGCUUUUAAAUGCUAGAAAAAUAGAUUCUGACGUGUAUCUUUGUUCAGCAACAAACCUGCUUGGAGGUUUUAAAAAGAAAACACUUGUGGUCAUCGUUUCUCAUCCUCGAUUUACUGUUAAGCCACCUGUGAGCAUAUUUGCAGCGCUUGGAGACACUUUGACGCUUAAUUGUAGCGCAACUGGUGAUCCUCAACCAGUUAUUAGCUGGAGGAAACAAGGAGGUCAUUUGCCAGUUGGAAGGAGCCAGCAGCUUACUGGUGCGUUAGUGAUUAGAGAGAUUAAAGAGAACGACACAGGUCAUUAUAUUUGUACCGCAACCAGCGCAGGAGUGUUUAACGUGGAAACUGUGACGACCAUUAAAUUUUAUCCAAGAGGUCAGUUUUAACUACUGUCUAAUAUAUAGAUUUAGCCAGGGCUAAAAGCGAAGCUCUCAAUAAUAUUUAUUGUUUGUUCAAACAAAAUACAAAAUCGUGUAAUGCUGCGAUAGCAACGCCGGAGAACGGUGGAAAAAAAACAAUACGUUUAAUUAGCAAAAAGCAACUUUGCACGCGCGGCACACCUUUUUUUGUACAUUUCUUAGCCGUUUUGCACGACUACAACUUGAAACUUCCAGAAACAUCCCAGUUACACUUUUCAUGUAGGAAAUGUCGUACGUGUUCUCGUUCACUUUUCCUUCACUGCCGCUCAUUUUCACAUUGCAUUGGUGGCCUCUAGCAUUUCUCAUUUUCUCACCGCCACUAAAAAAUUUUUAUGUUGUUCUUCCAACAAAAAAAUAUCUCCUUUGUGUUUUUGUCUCUCGCUCUAGAUCUCUCUUGCCAUUUUUCUUGUUGAGCUUUGCUGGCCUGCUGCCUACUUUCUCUUUUUCUCUGUCUCUCUUGCUCUAUAUUCCAAAUUUGUGGACAUGACGCUAAAUUAAUCUUAGCUGAUAGACAACGCGGAUAGAGAAACAAUUUCCGCUUUCCGUUUUCGUCUUUAUUGACUCUUUAGUUGUCUCUGCUUUACAAGACUCGGGUGGCUAUGCCUGCCCAUUUCCCUCCAAAAUAACCUCGAGUUGCAUUUGGGUUGUCAUACCUGUUGAUGGAGUUAUUUUACAUUGUUAUGCCUGUGGUGCGGACGGAAGGUCGGACGUAUGGUCACUUGAUUACCAAAAUUUCUCGGAUGGGUGGAUAACCAAAUUUUCUUACCUACGGUGCUUCGCUGCGCUCGCUUUGCGCGCGAAAGAUCUCCGCUAUAAGCUCCUCUACUGACAUCUGAUCAUUUUGAAUGACAGACAACUUAGGCAUCAAAUCUGUGAAUAUAACUAAGGCACUGAUGAACAUUGUACUCGAUUGGACUUUUUGCCUUUAUCAGACUGUUUAUUUUGUAAUUUAAGGAUGUUUUAAAAUUGUCUUCCCGAAAUUCAGGUUGGGGUGCAUACUGUCAGUCCUAAGUAAAGAGAAAAGUAGUGGAUCCUGGGCAAAGGUAGAGAAAUGUUUUUGUAUCUUAAAAAUGUUAUUUGAUUAACGCUUUUCAUUCUAAUCUAGGUCAGGACUGCUUACUACUGCUAAAGACAGGCCAUACUAAGAGUGGAUUGUACUCUGUGAACCCAGACGGCAAAGGAUUCUUCACUGUUUACUGUGACAUGCGCACUGAUGGUGGAGGAUGGACUGUGUUCCAGAGAAGACAAGAUGGUUCUGUAGACUUCUAUCGCGGAUGGAACGAUUACAAAUCAGGCUUUGGUCAGCUGACGGCUGAGUUCUGGUUAGGAAACGACAAGAUCCACAGGCUGACGGCUGCUAGACCCAGUUCUUUACGAGUAGAACUAGAGGACUGGAACGGAGUAAGAGUGUAUGCCAAAUAUGGCAAGUUUAACAUUGGUGAUGAGCAGGCGAAGUAUCGACUCAAGGUGGGUUCAUAUUCAGGGACGGCGGGAGAUUCGUUAACAGGUCAUCACAAUAACAUAGCGUUUAGCACAAAAGAUAGAGAUAAUGACAAUGACGGAAGUAGGAGCUGCGCUGUGGCAUGUACUGGUGCCUGGUGGUACAACGUCUGCCAGCACUCCAAUCUAAACGGAAGAUACUUGGGGAAACAACGUAACUGGCAAGGACUUCGCUGGUUUUAUUUUAGAAAUAACCUUUCACUCAAAUUCACUGAAAUGAAACUGAGGCCGUCAUCUUAA
Porites evermanni is the source of this 9400-nucleotide messenger RNA. The record is from the annotation of a GenBank genome assembly. NCBI's taxonomy places the organism in Eukaryota, Metazoa, Cnidaria, Anthozoa, Scleractinia, Poritidae.